Molecule: messenger RNA, 2073 nt
Organism: Fomitopsis serialis
Lineage: Eukaryota; Fungi; Basidiomycota; Agaricomycetes; Polyporales; Fomitopsidaceae
Exons: 2
Coding region: 195-1886 (563 amino acids)
Source: RefSeq, a predicted model, not a curated record
GCCAUGCAGAGUCGAGCGUGCUGGCUCAAGUCCUCUGCUCGUCCAGCAUCUCUACCUGCUCUGCUGGCAGCAUCGCCUCUCCUCCAGCCAUCUUCUACGGUCCAUCGCGCGAGAACAUGUCCUUUUGACCGGCCAGCUCUCCACCCCGCUGAAGUAGGACGAUCAUUGCGUCGGCAACGGGCAACGGCAGUAUAAUGAACACGUACAUGGCUCUGUGCUCUCCGGCUGACGACAACUUCCUCGCGACGCGCCACAGUGAUAUUCUCUCCCCACCAGCAAAUCCAUCUUCAACGGUGGACAUCUCGCCCACUUUAUUGUGGGACACAUCGCAGGAUCUACGCGCUUCCUCCACCAUAUCACCGUGCUUUGUACGUGGCCGUUACUCCUCGCCACGCCGUGUUGUCUCGCAGCCAGUGAACGUACCGUCAGACGCCGGACAACACGCUUUAUUCCAUCCAUUCCCUUCUCCACCGCUGACGGACGCUUCGCUGCGCUCGACUGUCCCGCUUCCGGAUAUCACUCAAGGCCUCCCGACAGACUACUUCUCGCGCGACACUUGUAAUCGGUCUCAGGGUAACAUGUCGCGCGACGCGUUCGGCUUUCGUGCGCCAUUAUCACCUCCGCCCACUCACCUUCUAGGCACUUCAGAGCUCCCUCCCAUUGACUCGGACGCUGCUCUCGCGCUCGAUGGCUACGAAUCAGGUUCCCCGCUUCCUCUGGAAGGCGGGGAUGCCGGCCCAUCAAGAUGCGCCACAACAGGAUGGACUUUCGCGGAUAAAGAACAUGACUGUCUUGCUGCCUAUGGUCAGUCGUCGAUCUCUCAUCCCCAAGUACCCACCUCGCGGGGAUGGAGUUUCGAAGGCUCGUGGACUGACUUGAAUGCGGUCCCUACGGAUCUGACCGUGGCUCCCCAUACACUACCGUCGCGUGGCGAUUCUGGCUUCGAGGAAUGUCUCCCGCAGCACAAAUCCAGCGUAGGUAGCCUUCCGAGCCUAUCGGAGGAGUCUGACGGUGGAUUCACGAAGAUCGAGCCGACCGCUUUCUGGGCGCCACACUCCCCGCUCAGCAUGCACCUAGAGUUGGACGAUCAUGCUCCACACAAUCCCGCUCUUUUAGGGACUGAGUACCACCACGGCUCUGCUUUGGGGAUACCGCCCAUACGGUCCUUCCGGAGUCACAGCACGCCUAGUUGGAGCAGUCAUGACUGGUCUUCCAGCAGUGACCGCGACGAUGACUUUUCCCCUCCAUCGUCACCGAGACCAAGGUCCCUCUCGUUGGACUUGCCAGACUUAGAUGAUUUCUCUUCGUCUCAACAUUACGGAUUCGAUGCUUCCGACCUCCCCAAAGAGCGUCCGGCUUUGCUCGGCCUUGAUGGACUUGAUUCUCGACAGCCGGCGCCUUGGCCUCUGCAGGACGGCAAUGAUCACGAAGACACGAGUUAUCGCGAAACAGAUAUAAUGAACAUCGACGGCGAUCCUCCACCACCGAACUCGCCACGACCCCCGUUGGCUUUACUUCUGCCCACAGGCGACGACUCCGAUAGCUCGUUCGCUGACACUGUAAUAUCACCUGAAGACGGCCCUUGGUCCACAUCUCUAUCCCCCACCGCAUACUCGGAUCUCCGGAAUUCUUACAACGACCCCUUGUGCAUUACCCCUAUUCCCCGUCCGCCUCAACAGCUACUCGCAUCUCCCAGCGCGGAUACAUCGGCCGAAUGUCCACCUUCGCCUCUUCACCGACCCUUCCGCUCGAUCCCUUGCCGGACGACUCCUCGCAACGAUCGUCAGAGAUCCUCUCCGUCGCGCCGUCUCUGCUCUCUUCGGCUCCCGCAGAUCCUGAGGGGCUCGGACUCUUCCUCCAGCCUGUAUCGGUGGACCCGCCGCUAGCCCGCUCCCCGUCGCCAGACGACGACGAUCUCCAGUUCCUCGACGUCCAGCUGGACCCAGCGUCAACCAACCUCGAGGUUGACGAGUUCCUCCAGUUGCGUGCCGUCCGCCGCCGUGCGCUGUCUGCUGAACGCGCCGCCCGGAGCGCAGAAGCCGAGCUGGCCGAGCGCGUGAGCGCAGCAGCCAA